AUGCCUGCGUUUCAAACCCCGCUUUCACACAAGGAUAACAAGAGAAAGCUCGAUGCAGACAGCGCGGGUGGGCCGGCAUAUAAGAGGCAGGCUGGAGUAGACGGCCGUGGAAGUGGCAGCGGAGCAGCAAAACCCGGAGGUAAACAUUGGGCCGUACAGUGGCGCAAUCCUCAGUAUAAGAAACACAAAACAUGGGACUAUGACGGCGUCCUCGUCGUCAAAGGGAACUGGUGCGAGCUGUUGGACAACGAGGACGGACGACGUGUUGCCUGUGGGAAACCCUCUGGUGUGGAAGCCUCCAAGAUAGAAGAAGACGUAGAGUUCCAUCUCGGUGGCAAAGACGUCCGUGUGGACAACGCCAUCAAGGCGUCAGAAUACAUGUCUGGCGCUUGCUUUUCUGGAAGCGUUGCGCUGACUGCUCCAGAGUCCGGCUCGAGCAUGGCUGUGCAUCGCAAUUCUGGAACGGCUGCGAAGCAGUUCGUACCGCUCCGACCAAAUAAUGGCACUGGAUUCAAGACGCCUUCCCUUACUCGGCUGCCUUCUGUCUCAGAUAACAGCGCCGUGAGGACGUCUUCUCCAUUGAACCAGAACCGCUGCGCGCCUUCUUUGGCGGCUUCCCAGACCAAAGCGGCAGGCGCGGGAGAAGUGAAGCCUUCGUACUGGUAUGUCAACUGGCGCAAGCCUCAGCACAAGAAGCAUAAGACGUGGGACGGCGAUGCCUAUCUUAUGCACAAGGGAGAUAAGCUUACCUUGGUUGCGGAGAAAGGACUAAUCGUCGGCACCAAGCAAUGGGACGGUACCCCGAUAUAUGUUGGCUAUGAAGGCCGUAUGGGUAACAAAGACUUUGAAGUCGACCAUGAGAUCACCCGAGCGGACAUGCCAACUAUUACUGGCGCAGAGGACUUUGACGGCGAUAUUGAGCUCGUGGGCAGCCAGGUCGAGGCAGCUCCAUUUGUUGAGGCGAAGAAACCAAGAAAUGUCGUCGAUGUGGACACCUUGCCUGUGAAAGUGCCAAAAGCUCCACAGCCUGUGCCCGCACCCGCACCAAAGAAGUCUGUUGCGGCGGCUUCGUUCUAUGCCCCCGUGCAGCAAGCGAGGCCCAAGGGUCCUUCGCAUGAUCCAGACGCACCGGGAGCGGUCGUCAUGAAAUCGCCAGAUACUGCGCAUAUAGCCAAGUAUAACAAAAAGAACGCGCCAGUUGUCCCAGUGGUCAUCGACCCCAUUAUCGCCCGCAAGCUGCGUCCACACCAGAUUGAGGGCGUGAAAUUCAUGUACGAGUGCGUCAUGGCUAUGCAGGGACAUGAUGGAAGGGGCUGCAUCCUUGCCGACGAGAUGGGUAUGGGCAAAACACUGCAAACGAUCACGCUUGUGUGGACACUUCUCAAGCAGAACCCGUACGCUGGAUUGGGUCCUAUCGUCGGCAAAGUCAUGAUCGUCUGUCCGGUGACGCUCAUCAAGAACUGGAAGAAUGAGUUUCACAAGUGGCUGGGACGAGACCGACUAGGCAUAUUUACCGGAGACAAGGACAAGUCUACUAUAAAGCAGUUUGUAAAUUCACGGAUACAUCAUGUGCUAAUCAUAGGCUAUGAGCGACUGCGGACAGUAAUCUCGGAGCUUCAGUACUGCAUUCCGCCUAUUGGUCUUAUCAUUUGCGAUGAAGGUCAUCGUCUGAAAUCUGCAUCAAACAAGACGUCAACGAUGUUCGAAGUCCUGACUACGCCUCGACGAAUCAUCCUGUCUGGAACACCAAUCCAGAACGACCUGGGAGAAUUCCACGCUAUGGCGGACUUCUGUAACCCGGACUUACUAGGGAACUAUAACAACUUUAAGAAGUUGUACGAAGUGCCUAUACUCAAAAGCCGUGCUCCAGGGUGCUCCACCAAAGAGAGAGAACUGGGUGAGGCUCGACUCGAGCAACUGCUGGAGACCGCAAAGUCCUUCGUGCUGCGUAGGGAUGCGAGCAUUCUGAAGAACUACCUUCCACCCAAACGUCUCCACGUAGACGAAUACGUGGUCUUUAUAACACCCACUCAGCUACAGCGCGACAUCUUCCGUCAGAUCCUCACGGCCGACAAGCUCGACAAUCUCGUGCGGAACUCGACGGCCGAGUCACUUGCGCUCAUCGGGAUGCUCACCAAGGUCAGCAAUAGCCCGAUCCUGCUCAAAGCCGCCGCGGACAAGGCGCGCGAACAGGGGCGCGACGCGGAGGGCGAGCUCAUCAAGAAGAAUGUGUUCAUGGAGGCAGCAAGACUCCUUCCAGAGAGGGCGCAGGUCGACGAUGUGUCUUUGAGUGGAAAGCUCAUUGCACUGGCAAACCUGUUACGUGCAUUGUAUAAGGGAACCGACGAAAAAUGUAUCGUCGUUUCUCACUAUACCUCGACGCUCAACAUCAUCGAGGCCUUCUGUAAGAAGAAACAGUACACAUACCUGCGACUCGACGGUUCAACUGCAGCGCAGAAGAGACAAGACUAUGUUAACGAAUUCAAUAAAUCGCUGCAAAGGCAAAGAUUUAUAUUCCUGUUGAGUUCCAAGGCUGGAGGUGUCGGUCUCAACCUCAUCGGAGCCUCGAGGCUGUGCUUGAUCGACUCUGACUGGAAUCCAAGUCAAUGGCUCGGAUACACAGAUGGUACGUCGCGGGCUGUCUUGAGAUGGCAUGGUGCUAAUGUGCUCGCUAUUGCAGAGAAGAUCUACCAACGACAAGUCACGAAGCUUGGACUCAGUGACUCAUUUCUCGGAAAGGGCGGUUCUGAAUCGAAGUCGGACUCUUUCACGCGCAAGGAUCUGAGGGACAUCUUCACCAUUCAUCCAAAUACAGCAUGCCAUACCCACGACCUGCUAGAAUGCCCAUGUGAGGACGACUCUGGUUCGAUGGCAUCUACGAGGAUAUCAUCGAAGGGUCCCACUGGUGGCUCAAAUUCGGAGGCAGAAGACGAAGACGAAGACGAUAGCUCUAAUGGAGGCUUCAUUCAGGCGUCUGCUGUUAAGCCCAAGCAUAUCGAGAAGCUCGACAAAGAAUACUUGCGCCAGAAGAAAGCCCAACUCGCCGCCCUCGGACAGUGGACGCACAUCAGCUGUCUGAGGAGGAAUGCUGUAGAGCGCAUCCAAGACUCGAUCCUCCAGAAGCUGGUCUUCGUACCCGAGUCCGAUGAGCGAUCUAAAAACAGUGGCGGUUCCGCACCCUCGCGCGUAGCAUCGCUUUUGGAGGCCACCGACCUUGAAGCCGUGCUGCAAGCAACGAGGCCGCCGCUUCCUGUCGAGUCUCUGCCCGGUGGCUCGGCAUCAUUUCUGUUCGAGCGAACGUCUAAGACGGCGCCGCUGGAUGGGAAGAUCUUACCUGAGGAAGACGAGUAG
This is a messenger RNA of Phanerochaete carnosa HHB-10118-sp, 3351 nucleotides long. RefSeq lists its product as uncharacterized. Gene Ontology annotation, biological process: double-strand break repair via homologous recombination; reciprocal meiotic recombination. Gene Ontology annotation, molecular function: DNA translocase activity; ATP-dependent chromatin remodeler activity; ATP binding. NCBI's taxonomy places the organism in Eukaryota, Fungi, Basidiomycota, Agaricomycetes, Polyporales, Phanerochaetaceae. The record is from RefSeq and is a predicted model, not a curated record. Gene Ontology annotation, cellular component: nucleus. The coding region runs from base 1 to 3351 and encodes 1116 amino acids. The transcript is spliced from 27 exons.